Molecule: messenger RNA, 3344 nt
Organism: Myotis daubentonii (Daubenton's bat)
Lineage: Eukaryota; Metazoa; Chordata; Mammalia; Chiroptera; Vespertilionidae
Gene: C9orf72
Product: C9orf72-SMCR8 complex subunit
Biological process (GO): endocytosis; autophagy
Cellular component (GO): autophagosome; endosome
Molecular function (GO): guanyl-nucleotide exchange factor activity
Source: RefSeq, a predicted model, not a curated record
AUAUCCUUGGAGCACUCGGAUAAUGUGACAGUUGGGAUGUAGUGAUGUCGACUCUCUGUCCUCCACCAUCUCCAGCUGUUGCCAAGACAGAGAUUGCUUUAAGUGGUGAAUCACCUUUAUUAGCUGCUACCUUUGCUUACUGGGACAAUAUCCUUGGUCCUAGAGUGAGACAUAUUUGGGCUCCAAAGACAGAACAGGUACUUCUCAGCGAUGGAGAAAUAACUUUUCUUGCCAACCACACCCUAAAUGGAGAAAUCCUCCGAAAUGCAGAGAGUGGGGCUAUAGAUGUAAAGUUUUUUGUCUUGUCUGAAAAGGGAGUAAUCAUUGUUUCAUUAAUCUUCGAUGGAAACUGGAAUGGCGAUAGGAGCACGUAUGGACUAUCAAUUAUACUUCCACAGACAGAACUUAGCUUCUACCUCCCGCUUCACAGAGUGUGUGUCGAUAGACUAACACACAUUAUCCGGAAAGGAAGGAUAUGGAUGCAUAAGGAAAGGCAAGAGAUUGUCCAGAAGAUAGUGCUAGAAGGCACAGAGAGAAUGGAAGAUCAGGGUCAGAGUAUUAUUCCAAUGCUUACUGGAGAAGUAAUUCCUGUAAUGGAACUGCUUUCAUCUAUGAAAUCACACAGUGUUCCUGAAGAAAUAGAUAUUGCUGAAACAGUUCUCAACGAUGAUGACAUUGGUGAUAGUUGUCAUGAAGGCUUUCUUCUCAAUGCCAUUAGCUCACACCUGCAAACCUGUGGCUGUUCUGUUGUAGUAGGUAGCAGUGCAGAGAAAGUAAAUAAGAUAGUAAAAACAUUAUGCCUUUUUCUGACUCCAGCAGAGAGAAAAUGCUCCAGAUUAUGUGAAGCAGAAUCAUCAUUUAAAUAUGAGUCAGGACUCUUUGUCCAAGGCCUGCUAAAGGAUUCCACUGGAAGCUUUGUGCUACCCUUCCGGCAAGUCAUGUAUGCUCCCUACCCCAGCACUCACAUAGACGUGGAUGUCAACACCGUCAAGCAGAUGCCGCCCUGUCACGAGCACAUCUACAAUCAGCGCAGGUACAUGCGAUCAGAGCUGACGGCAUUCUGGAGAGCCACUUCAGAGGAGGACAUGGCUCAGGACACGGUCAUCUACACCGACGAAAGCUUCACUCCCGAUUUGAUUAUGGAAAGUAGCAUUGUGCAGCCAUUUCAACAUUUGGACUAUUUUCUUCACAGGAAUAUUUUUCAAGAUGUCCUACACAGAGACACACUAGUAAAAGCCUUCCUGGAUCAGGUCUUUCAUUUGAAGCCUGGUUUAUCUCUCAGGAGUACUUUCCUUGCACAGUUUCUGCUCGUCCUUCACAGAAAAGCUUUGACGCUAAUAAAAUAUAUAGAAGAUGACACUUUUAUUGAUGCUGGUGAAGGGGAGCAGCGUUUGCCAUUCUAAAAUAGGCCUUUGGGAUAUUGGUUAUUUUAAUCUGGUUAUUUUUAAGAAAUAAAGGACUCAAAAGAACCUUGACUUUCUCCCAACUGCCUAAAAACAUUUAGCUGGACGACCUGCACCAGGAAGGGAGAUACCAUCACAAUUAACUGUAGUUUAAUAUGAACUAAGUCUGAUAAGCCAGAAGGAACCGAGCAAGGCCCUUUGGAUUCAAGUCUGUGCCGCACAGUUAAAGAUGGCCCAGCAAACAGUUAUUUACCAAGCAUUUGCUUUUCCCUAUUUUGGUAUAUUGCUUUCCUGCCCUCUGAAGUCCAAGCCACACCCCACCUCCUCUCUUCUUAGUUCAAGAUGACUUGUAAGCCUUAACUGCCUGAUAAGUCUUGGGAUCUCAUAUUCUUAUGGGAUGCCCAUAUGUACAUGCAUAAUAAAUUUGGUCACUUUCUCCUGUUAAUCUGUCUCAUGUUAAUUUGGGUAUUAGUCCAACCAGAAGAAUUUAAAAAUUAGAAAAGUCUUCCUGCUUAACUACCAGGAUUGCAUUUUGAUGUUUUAAGUGUAUACAUUAAUAUUUCAAAUGUAAGAUAAUGAUUGGGUAAAUACAUUUUAAAAUUCCUGUUAUGAUAUUGAUUUAACAGGUGUUACAGGAUUAUAUUGAUGUAACAGGAUUACAGGGUUAUAGGAAAUGAUAUACCACUUGUCAUAUACAAUAAGUAUAUAGUAUAAGAACCUUAUAAUAGUAUACUUACAUUUCUUCCUCAUCUGUGUGCUAUUGUGACCUCACAUUUUCCUUCUGCAUUUAUUAUAAGCUCCACACUUUAUUUUUAUUUUUUGUGUAAGCAGUCAAUUAUCUCCUUAAAGGAAUUUAAAUAGAAGUAUCCUAAAUAUACCAAUGAAAAGGCAGAAAUUGUCAGAUUGGAUAAAAAACAAUAUCCAACUAUAUGCUGUAAACAAGAAACUCAUGAAGGACAAAGAUUAAAAGUGAUAGGAUGGAAAAAGAUAUACCACACUAACACUAAUCAAAAGAAAGCUAGAGUGACUAUUAUUAAUAUCAGGCAGAGUAGAUUUCAGAACAAAGAAUAUUACCAGCAACAAAAGAUAAUUUUAUAAUGCCAAACAUCUUGCUGACAUUCAGUAAGAGGACAUAACAGUCCUAAGUCCUUGUUUACCUAACUACUACUUCAAAAAUGCACGAAGCAAAAACUAAUAGAACUGUAAGGAGAAACAGACACUCUACAAUUAAUAUGUAGAGAUUUGAAUACCCCUCUGUCAAUGUUUGAUAGAACAAGAAAACACAAAAUGGGGAUAUAGAAGACUUGAACAAGACCAAAAACCAACUUGAUGUGACAUUGUAGCACACACCAGUGCCUAACAGUAAUAGAUUACACAUUUACACAAUGAACAUAUUCGGAGCCAUAAAUCAAGUCUCAAUAAACUUAAAAGGAUUCAAGUUAUACAAAGUGUAAUCUCUGAUCACAUGGAAUUAAAUUAGCAAUGAAUAAUAGAUAUCCAGGGAGACCUCAAAUAGUUGGAAACCAGCACUUUUAAAAGAUGAGAUAAUUUCUAAAUUGUGUGUUGGGGGCUAAGAGGAAUGGAUUGCAAUCACAAAGGAAAGAAUCGGUAUUGCGGGAUGAUUUUUAUGAGGAGUGGAAGGAACUCAUCCUUCCUUUGAUGUCUGCCCCCGACAACCCAUUAUUCACAUGGAUUGGAACAGCACGAUCCUUGUAAAAUUAAAUCUGAUGGUCGCUUCUGUUUAAUGGCUCUGUAUCAUUUAUGAUCGUAAAUCCGAAAUCUUUGCAACCGUUUCUGGUCAUCCCAGUGACCUCGCUGUCUCACUCUCACUUCCUAGCACUUCCUCUUUUGUUGCAUCUGUUCCUGAUGCCUGUGCUUCUCUGUCUCCACCGGGAGGCUUGAGUGCAUCCACGUCCCUUUCACUUUUGUGUUUCUGCCUAG